Gaeumannomyces tritici R3-111a-1 is the source of this 1079-nucleotide messenger RNA. RefSeq lists its product as hypothetical. The coding region runs from base 1 to 945 and encodes 314 amino acids. Lineage: Eukaryota; Fungi; Ascomycota; Sordariomycetes; Magnaporthales; Magnaporthaceae. The record is from RefSeq and is a predicted model, not a curated record. The transcript is spliced from 2 exons.
AUGGAUCUUCAGCGGGAACUUGCUCGCUUGGCACUCCAGCGACUACAGAGUUCACAGAGUGUGCGAACCCGCAGCAGCAAGGAGUCAGAUAAUGACGGGGCGGAGGGGUCCACAACCCAAUCGCAGAACCCAUAUCGCACCUCUUCAUCGCAUGGAGGACGGGGGAGGCGAAAGUUGGCGCCAGCAGCAUCUGCCCCCGCCGACGACGACGACGGCCAAGACGCGUCGGACGCAGAGAGCGACUCCAGCAUGUGUCUGGAGCGGCCCCCGCCGGGCCGCGACGAGAGCCCCGACGGCUACGAGAUGCGGUCGCGGUACUGGGAGGCCAUGGACGUGCUCAACCGCUCCAUGGCGGCGAGCGACCCGGCCCUCAACUGCGUCUACGACGGAGUAGCGCCGCUGUGUGAUGCGGGCCGCGGCGUGAUGCUGCCGCCGCCGCUCCCAGCACCGCCAGCACCAGCACCACCAACCCAAACCCCCAAUGCUAGUAGCGGCGGCAGCGGCGGGCGUAGCUACUCUCCCGAGACGCGCAUAAUAUCCGCCGAGCUGAGCGGCAAGGCGAUAAAAGAAGACCUGGAGGCCGUGUGGAAGGUCAUAGCCGAGGUCAUGGAGCGGCGGCCGCGGGUGAUCGAGGAGGGGACCACGGCCGCCGCCGCCGACCAGCUGCUGCGCGUCGAGGGCCACAGCGACAGGGGGAGGAACCCGGCGGCGCGGGCCCGCAUGGUCGAGGACGCCGCCCUGCUAGUCGUGCGGGCGGCCGACGAGUGGGGCCACAUCGUGAAGGAGCGCGGGCCGGUGAGCUCGAAUGCGGACGACAAGGACGUUCCGAAACUGGUCGAGCGGUCAAAGAGGAUCAAGGAGGCGGCUGCCAAGGUGGCUAGGGCCGCGGGCGGGCUGGCAGAAAGGAUGGAGGCAGGGUGUGUUGGACCAAAGAGUUGCGGUUAGAGGCGAAAGGAGGACACUGAGCAGAUUCAAAGAGCGGAUUUCUGGAAGAAUUGAACUAAAGGGUUGUAUAAUAAACUUGAUCAUCUCGGAGUGAUAUAUACAUGGCUGGAUGGGAACGAGAGGGAAGGAAACAC